Microstroma glucosiphilum is the source of this 3114-nucleotide messenger RNA. RefSeq names its product glycoside hydrolase. The record is from RefSeq and is a predicted model, not a curated record. Lineage: Eukaryota; Fungi; Basidiomycota; Exobasidiomycetes; Microstromatales; Microstromataceae. Gene Ontology annotation, molecular function: alpha,alpha-trehalase activity. Bases 149 to 2764 code for a protein of 871 amino acids. The transcript has a single exon. Gene Ontology annotation, biological process: trehalose catabolic process.
UGUUGCCCCUGUCGCGUCGUGUCCUGAAAGCUGUGUCCCUCAACGUUGCUGUGUUCACCUUGUGUUUGCCGAGAGAAGAUAUAUAUGCGAGUCGGAACUUCGUCUAUCCUAUGCUACAAUUUGACUCACACUCACGCCCUUGCAAGACAUGAGGCUACCCAUCGCACCCACCUUGGCCUCGGCCGCCGUCUUUGUCGCACGUCAACAGACUGCACCCACUGAAGCUACUGCCGGUGUCAACAAUACAAUCAUCCCCUUUGAACCAGCACCUCUUCCUCAGGCUCACUGCACAUCUCCCAUCUACUGUCCGGGCCCAUUACUUCAGGCCGUUCAACUAUCGGGCUUGUUCAACGACUCGAAAGAGUUUGUCGAUCGGGCGACACUCAAGCCAGUCGAGCAAGUGGUCGCUGCAUUUGCCGCCCUCGGCGAUGGUAGCGGCAGGAAUGUCACCUAUAGCGAGCUGCAGACAUUUGUCGAUGAGAAUUUCGCUGAAGUGGGAGGCGAACUUGUCGCGGCUGACCUGGGGGAGGAAUUCGUCCCGGACCCAAAGUUUCUGAACAACGUCACUGACGAGGUCGUCAGACUGUGGAUCACACAAGUACACAGCUACUGGCCUCUCUUGGCCAGGACCACCAACACCAGUGCCUUGAUUGAUGCCAGCCCAAGCACUAGUACCGAUGAUUCCCCAAGCCCAACUGCAUCGGAUGCCACCCCGACCAGCACUGACUCCAACAUCGCUUCGACUGGGAGUGCAAGUGUCUCAGGAAGGGCUCUCAAUGAUACGGCUGCGAGCCUUCAGGCCUCGCAGCAAGUCGCUGCAGAGACUCCGCAGAGCAACGACAGCGAUGCUCUGAUGAUGGCCACUUCCUCUUUCAUACCAUUCAAGUCGCCGCGCACCUUCGUCGUCCCGGGUCAACGCUUUCGCGAGCUUUACUACUGGGACACUUACUUUGUCAUCCUCGGGCUGCUGCGCUCCCAGCUCUCCUCGGUAGCGCUAGGCAUGCUCGAGAACUUCGCCGACCUCGUCGAACAGUUUGGAUUUAUUCCCAAUGGCAACCGCCUCUACUAUCUGAAUCGCUCCCAGCCUCCAAUGCUGACACAGAUGGUGGACGUGUACUUGAACUACACAGGAGACGCUACUAUCUUGUCGCGCUUACUGCCUCUACUCGAGCGGGAAUGGGAGUGGUGGAACAUCAAUCGAACUAUCGAGAUUACCUCACCUUACUCAAACCGGACCUACAACGUCUCGCACUACGACGUUGAUACAUCGGCACCUCGACCCGAGUCGUACUUCGUAGACUGGCAGACUGUGGAGCUCGCAGGCAAAGAGCAAGGACUUCAAUUCACUGACGAGGAGAAGGCGAGGCUGUAUGCUGAUAUUGCAAGCGCUGCAGAGAGCGGACACGACUUCAGUCUGCAGAGGUGGUCGAGGCAGCCUUCCUUCAUCGGCGAUUUGGCAGAGCCGGUCUCGGAUGUGAGCGGCACUCCCACUCGACGUCAAGAUGACUCUGCUGAUACUGAGGCCACCUCGACAGCGGACACUCCCACCACGGCGACGAUUCCUGCCGCUGUGUCUACCUCACGAGCUUUGCGAUACCUUAACACUGCCAAGCAGAUCCCUGUGGACCUGAACGCCAUUCUCUACAAAAACGAGAUGGCGCUGGCUCGUUUCCAUAACAUCACUUACCUUCCAGCCCAGUCCGGUAAUUCCUCAUCCGCUGACGCUGGCAACAGCACAAGUCCAUCACCUCUCGCUGCAAACGCCACCCUCGUCGAGCUGUGGUCCAGUCGCGCUGCCGCGCGUCGGGAAGCCAUUCUCGACCUGCACUGGAACGCUGAGCUUCUCUCUUUUGCCGACUACAACCUGACCUCUUCAUUGCGAUCGACUCGCUGGUCAGCGUCGAGCCUCUGGCCAUUCUGGGCGGGUAUCUUGCCCAAUGAAUUCACUGCAGAUAAUCAGACGAAGGAGGAGCGGGGUGCUCUGCUGCAAAGUGCCUUCGCUGGAGUGCGAUACCUUAUCGACAGGUACAAUGGCUCCCUCUCCACUACUCUGGCAGCUACGAACCAGCAGUGGGACUUUCCAAACGUCUGGGCUCCCCACACUCAAAUUGCCAUCGACGCCCUGCGAGCACUCCCUCAGGACCUUGUUCGAGCAGGUGGAGUAGCCAAGCCCGCUCCCAAUGGUACCUUCGAGCUCAUACCCGCUGCCAGCGUACGAGAAGAUAACGUCACGGAUGCAGAGCCUACGCGUCUCACUCAGCUCGGCGUCUCGUCGGCUGACCAGCUUCCACUGCAGCCUCUCGCCUCGAAUCUCAACGCUUCUUCCCACUCAGACGAAGCCUUAAUCGGUCAGACUUCCCCUGAUUCGGGUCUGCAGUACGUCGGCGUUGCACCCUCAAACGUCGGCAACGCCUCGAGCGACACAGAGCUAUGGACCGACACGCUCAUCCGCUCUCUUGCCAACCGGUUCGUGGCUUCAUCGCUCUGCUCCUGGUAUGCAACGGGUGGACAGCUCAACCUGAGCACCCAGGCGGGUCGCGAUCGCUGGCCUCCUCAGCCUGUCCCCGCAGGCACAUCAGACACUGGUACGACGGCAGCUGCCUCCCCUGGACAAAUGUUCGAAAAGUACUCGCAGACGAGUAUUGCGGCUGCAGGUGCCGGAGGCGAGUAUCAGGUGCAGGUGGGCUUUGGAUGGACGAAUGGAGUAUCGAUUUAUUUGAGUGCAGAGUACGGCGAUAUCCUGCAGGAGCCAGUCUGCGCAUAGUAAAUCGUCCCCGGCACCUCUUUCAAAAUUCCUUCGUGCGAGCUUGUGGGUAUCAUACAAAACUUCUCUUAUGACUGUAAUGAAUAAUACGACCAUAUCACUAGCUCGCUCGGUCUGCCAUCAUAUCAACUGCAGCGUACCGCCAUUCUAGCGGAUCAAAUCUCGCUAUUCCUCCUCGUCUCUGUUUUGUCGUGCUUGGUAGGAAUCCUCUGGUGAUGUAUGACCCACGUUGCGUUCGAAGGCACAGAUUACAGAAAGGUAACAUCAAUCCCAUUCUCUCUGUCCCUCCCCGUGCAAAGUCCUCACUCAUCAGCCUUGCGGUAACCAAACGAGACUCUCCUGCCCAGUGC